AUGCAGACGGCGCUUCAUCUGCUGCUUCUGCUCAUCCCCUAUAGAGGAUAUGCGGUUGGUCCCUACUUCUCAACAGAGACCAAAGCAGUCGGACAAAUUGUAUCUCUAAGCUGUCCCUAUCGCAAAGACAAUAUUCGCACGACUCUUUUUUGGAUUCGACUUGUUUCUGGAACUUUUCCAGAAUUUUUAGCUCAUAGUGAAGCCUUUAAGGAAACCUACAAUUGGACAUCAAGCAAAGGACAUCACAUCAUUGCUAAACAAGAAGCAGAAAUGUUUGUUCUGCAAAUUAGUCAAGUACAAAAAAGUGACAUGGCGGUCUACUACUGUUUCAAAUGGACAACAUAUGUUCAGGAUGUGACAUUUUUGAAGGGAAUAUUUUUGCAGGUCAAAGACUUUCCAGAAGCAGAACCCUCUGUCCUUACAGUCACUCAAGACAUGAGGACUGAUGGGAGCCAAUCAGGACAGUCUGUGACCUUAAAGUGCUCGGUCUUCCCUCAUUCUGAGAAUCAAACUUGUUUUGAUGGGCACAAAAUUUACUGGUUCCGAACUGAAAAAAAUGGCCCACAUCCCAGCUUCAUUUACACUCGAGAAGAAUGUGAAAAGAAUACAGGUGGCUCAAUGCGGAAAUGUGUUCAAUCGUUCUCGAAGAACAUCAGCUCCUCCGAUGCUGGAAAUUACUUGUGUGCAGUGGCCACAUGUGGGGAGAUUUUUAUGAAACACACACAAAAAAUCUUCACUGAAGGUCCUGUAAAUAUUUUGGAAAAAGUCCAAAUAACUUGAAUUGCUGUAAAACUUUGGUACUCCUAUCAUCAAAUUCAGAUGUCUGCAGCUGCGAGUUACUAACCUCUAUUAACAUCAUCUUGGGAGCUGCUUUGGCCUUAAGCUUCAUUCUGUUAGUCUUCCUCAUAUGCAACCUCAAGACCAAACAAUGUUUUUGUUUCAAGGCUUGUCCACAAACAUGGAGUAAAAGAUCCAAUCGUGUACAGAAGAGAGAGGAAGAUUCUUUGGUUUACUCGGCCCCAACUAUUGUUGCCAGGAAAAGCGGCAAAUCGAAGAAGACCGAGGAGGAAUUCAGCACAUAUACUGAUGUCAGACUUCGGGAAUCCUAACGUGACAAAAUUGAUCUGUCG
Molecule: messenger RNA, 1130 nt
Organism: Corythoichthys intestinalis (scribbled pipefish)
Lineage: Eukaryota; Metazoa; Chordata; Actinopteri; Syngnathiformes; Syngnathidae
Exons: 5
Coding region: 1-780 (259 amino acids)
Biological process (GO): response to bacterium
Source: RefSeq, a predicted model, not a curated record